Molecule: messenger RNA, 3490 nt
Organism: Selaginella moellendorffii
Lineage: Eukaryota; Viridiplantae; Streptophyta; Lycopodiopsida; Selaginellales; Selaginellaceae
Product: pentatricopeptide repeat-containing protein At5g27110-like
Exons: 2
Coding region: 139-3399 (1086 amino acids)
Biological process (GO): RNA modification
Molecular function (GO): RNA binding; protein binding
Source: RefSeq, a predicted model, not a curated record
UCAAAAAAAUUCUAGGGCUGGAUGGAGCACUAGAACAAGGCGAGAGAGCAAUCGCUUGGCAGCAUUUUCAUUCUCUGAAUCCAUGGGAUUUCUUUGCUCCAUCGCUAUGGUAUUCCCCGGUGAUCUCGAUCAAACCACAUGGCUGUAAGGUUCUUCCCAAAUCAAAGAAGAAUUUCGCCAUUGCAAGACCUUCCAUCAACAAGGAGCCAUGAAGCCAAAGACAAAGACUACCAAGUCCUCAGGAUCUACACGAAAAUGCGUGACAAGGGCGAGAAGCCGAGCAUUUCAAUCGUUCUCGCAGCACUCAAGGCAUGCAGCAAAACCAGAAACUUGCGAGCUGGCCGGAUCAUCCACGCCGAUCAGUCAAAGAACAGUGAUGAAGAGCUGGAGGUUUUCGUGGCAAACUCGCUCGUAGACAUGUACGCCAAGUGUGGGAGCAUGCUGGAAGCACAGAGAGUCUUCGAUCGAAUGCCGCGACGUGAUGUGAUCUCCUGGACUUCUCUCAUGUCGGGAUACGUGCAAACUGGAAAUGGAGAGCUCGCUUUGGAGCUCUUCGCGUUCCUGCAAGAAGAACAAGGCCUCACUCCCAACGCUCGGACUUUCGUGGCGGCUUUGAGAGCCUGCGCCGAUACUGCUGCGAGAGAAAACUCCAUGGAACUUAGCGGGAAACUUGUGAAGCCGGUGUCCUUGGAGAAAGGGAUGUUUCUACACUCUCGGGUUGGACAGGAGGAGCUCGGCGCGGACGUUUUUGUUGCGAGUAGCCUGGUGGAGAUGUACUCCAAGUGUGGGAGCUUGGAGGACGCUUACAGGGCCUUUCGGAGGAUUGAGAAGCGGGACGUGGUUUUGUGGAACUCCAUGAUCAUGGGAGCUUCUCAGGGUGGAGAUGGCGAGCUUGCGCUGGAGCUCUUCGGCGAGAUGCGAAAGGACGGUUUGGUUCCAAACUCGAAAACUUUUCAAUCGGUGCUAAAGGCUUGUGCUGCUCUUGCAGGGAGAAGAAAAUGCUUGGAAGAAUGCAAACACAUAGCUGAUCUUAUCUUCAAGUCUCCACACAAGUCGGACACUGCCGUGUUGAACGCUCUGGUGGACACUUACGUGAAGUGUGGAAGCUUGGCCAGCGGACGCAAGGUGUUUGAGAAAAUCCCGAAUCGCGACGUUGUUUCGUGGACUACGCUCAUAUCUGGAUACGCUCAAAGUGGUGACGCUAGCUUGGCUCUAGAGCUCUACGAACGAAUGAAGGCCGAGAAGCUAAGACCAAACGCGAGAACGAUGAUUGCUGCUGCGAAGGCUUGCACUCAACUUGCAAGAGAAGACGAGAAGGAAAUUGGCUUGGAAAAAGGUCGGGCGAUCCACUCGGAGGCAGUAACGGGUGGAUUCGAGUCGGAUAUCUUCGUUGCAAACGCGCUGAUCGACAUGUAUGGAGAGUGUGGGAGCUUGCCGGAAGCUCGACAGGUUUUCGAUAGAAUGCCACAGCGUGAUAUCGUUUCGUGGAACAUCAUGAUUCUGAAGUAUGCUUCGAGCAGUGAUCCGGGACAUGCUUUGGAGCUCUUUGACAGGCUGAAACAACGAGAAAAAAGACAAGAACAAGGCUUGAAAGCAAAUGCUCGAACUUACGUUGCAGCACUCAAGGCUUGCGCUGAGCUUUCUUGUGGAAGCCACCAAAGAGAAGGAGACGAAGGAGUGGAUUUACAAAACAGGAACAGGUGUCUAGAAAAGGCUCGAGAAAUUCAAUCGCAAGCCGAGAAGGAUGAUUUUUCUUGCGAUGCUUUUAUCGGCAGCUCGCUCGUGGAUAUAUUUGCAAAGUGUGGGAGGCCGGAAGAAGCUCGCCAGGUCCUCGAAAGAAUGAACAACAGGGAUGUGAUCUCAUGGAGUGCUCUGAUUCUGGGAUAUGUUCACAGUGGAGAAACAAAUCUAGCGUUGGAAUGCUUCGCUCGGAUGCAAGAAGAAGAUGGUUUGAAACCCGACGCUCGAGCUUACGUUGCCGGGAUAAAGGCCUGCUGUGCAGGUUUUCGAGCUAAACCGGAGGAGCAGGCAAAGUUUGUGAGCGCCGGAACAGCGAUACACUCUCGGCUUGGUGACUAUGAAUCGCAAACUUUGGUGGCAAACGCUCUAGUGGAUAUGUACGCCAACUUUGGAAGGAUGGACGACGCGAAGAGGGUGUUUGAUAGGAUGAAGCAGCGAGAUCUCAUCUCGUGGACGGCAUUGAUUCUGGGAUACGCGAAGAGUGGGAAGAGCGAGCUUGCAUUGGAGCUCUUUGAGCGCAUGCAAAGCGAAGAAGGAUUGGAACCGGAUGCUAGAACUUUUGUUGUUGCUCUCAAGGCUUGCUCCGAGGCUGUGAGUGGAAGUGGAGAGAAAAUGGCCGAGAAGGAGAAGAUUGAUGCUUCUUUGAGAGCUUGGUGCCUGGACAAAGGUGCUGCUCUCCACGCUCAAGUUCUGCAAGGCGGGCACGAGGACGAUCUCUUCGUUGCAAAUGGUCUGCUCGAGAUGUACGUGAAGUGUGGGAGUGUGGGAGACGCUCUUAAAGUUUUCAACAGGAUGAAGCAACCGGACUUGGCAGCUUGGAACUUGAUGAUCACAGGUUAUGCUCAGAGUCGUGACGAAGCAAGCUUGGCUCUCGAGCUUUUCUCCAGAAUGAAAGAGCAACGAUCGCUACUGCCGGAUGCUAGAACUUACGCUGCGGUAGUGAAGGCUUGCACCACUCUCGCGGCACUGGAAACCGGGAGAGAAAUCCAUGCUGAAAGUCGCAAGGCGGGACUCGAGAGUGACGAGCUUGUCGCGAGUUCUCUGGUGGAUUUCUACGCGAAGUGUGGGAGCAUGGCCGAGAGCGAGCAAGUCUUCGAAGCCAUGUCUCGAAAGAACUUGGUAGCGUGGAACGCUCUCAUCGCAGGCUAUGGCUACCACGGCGACACCGGGAAAGUUUUCUCCCUGUUCGAGAGGAUGCAAGCUUCUAGUUCUCUACAACCAGAUGGAGUGACGCUUCUCUGCGUGCUCAACGCAUGCAACCACGCGGGGCUCGUCGACAAAGGGAGGGAGAUCUUUGAGAAGAUGCGCUCCUCGUCUAGCAGCUUUGGCGUGGCUCCCGGACUUGGGCACUACACUUGCAUGGUCGAUCUUCUCGGGAGGAAGAACCAUCUCCGGGAAGCGCUGGCUAUGGUGGAAGCGAUGCCUAUUAGAGCGGACAGGGUGAUAUGGAUGACGGUGCUAGCGGCCGCUUGGAAGUGGAAGGAUGUGGAAGUGGCCAGGAUCGCGUUUGAGGCAGUGGUGGAGCUAGACAGCGAGGAUUCGGCAGCUUACUCGCUCAUGGCAAACACGUAUGCCGCGGCUGGAAUGUGGAAAGAAAGCCACGAAAUACGAAGAAGAAUGAAGACGAUGGAUCAUCACUCGAGAGUUCCAUCUAGCUGACCAAAGAAAGAAUCAUCAAAACGAGGAUCAGAAAACCAUCCAUCCAUACAAACACAAAUCUAUACUAAUUUAUACUAGUUUAUUUCAUGAC